Messenger RNA from Bombina bombina (fire-bellied toad), 2913 nucleotides. RefSeq lists its product as uncharacterized. Bases 1 to 2913 code for a protein of 970 amino acids. Lineage: Eukaryota; Metazoa; Chordata; Amphibia; Anura; Bombinatoridae. The record is from RefSeq and is a predicted model, not a curated record. The transcript has 12 exons. Gene Ontology annotation, biological process: L-glutamate transmembrane transport. Gene Ontology annotation, molecular function: neutral L-amino acid transmembrane transporter activity; L-glutamate transmembrane transporter activity; glutamate:sodium symporter activity. Gene Ontology annotation, cellular component: plasma membrane.
AUGAACUUAUUAAUUGACUUGGCAAAGGGUCCAGUAUUUAUUGCAGGAGACCUGAAUUUCCCGGUGGACCCAUCCCUAGAUGUGUCCUCUGGGAAAUCAUACAUGCCAUCUAAAAUGAUCAAAUCAAAUUGGCAGACACUUCAAACAAUACCAACCUUUGACAUUUGGCGAAUGACCCACAGUACAACAAGAGACUAUACAUUCUUCUCGCACCCCCAAAAAAUUUACACAAGACUAGACUAUAUCCUGUGUGACCAGUCUUCUCUGAAAUUAUUGAUAGACGCCAAAAUAUCUCAAACACCCUGGUCAGACCAUGCGAUGGUGAUGGGCUCAUUCGCUUGGCCCAAGAAACCAGGCGCACGCAACACAUGGAAAUUGAACAAUAUAGUCUUCACAGACCCCGUAAUGUUACAAUCUAUCAUAGAUAAGACCUCCCUAUUUUUUGAUAUCAAUAUCCCACAAGACACUUCUCAUACCACUAACUGGGAGGCAUACAAGUGUUUUAUAAGGGGGGAAAUAAUCAAACAAGUGGCUCAACAUCGUAAACAACAAGAAAUACUUUAUAAGUCCCUCACUAGCACGCUCUCCCUAGCCGAAAGAAAACAUAAAAAAACCCCAUCUUCAGAUGACUUGUUAAAUGAAGUGAAUAAAGCUAGGGAAAUACUUAACCAAUACCUUGACAAAAAUGCACACAGACGGGCACUUACAUUAAACGCAAAAUAUUUUGCAGAGGGUAAUAAAGCGGGCAAACUUCUAGCUAGGUCACUCAAGAAAAAAUUGUAUAAAUCCUUUAUUAGAGUUAUCAAAGAUGUAAAUAAACAAGAUCAAUACAAAAGUGAUGAUAUAGCAAAUAGUUUCUCAGAAUACUACAGCAAAUUAUACAACUUAGGCAAUUCCAACCCCACUAACAGACAGGAACAAAUAGACAACUACUUAACAAAUCUUACCCUACCCACAAUAUCAGAUCUAGAUAAAACAGAAUUGGAAUCCCCCAUCACGCUCUUGGAAGUACAAGACACUAUAAAACAAUUGACCCCGGGGAAGGCUCCAGGCCCAGAUGGGUUCACCCCGAAAUUCUUUAAAAUUCUCUCACCAUAUAUAAGUCCGCACCUACAACAACUUUUCAAUACAAUAAAUGAUAGCUCUCCCUUCCCCGGCCACAUGUUGGAAGCGAAUAUAACGGUCAUUCCCAAACCAGGCAAAGACCCCACCCAAAUGACAAAUUAUAGGCCCAUAUCAUUAUUAAAUAUAGAUGUCAAGAUUUUCGCCAAGAUUUUAGCAAAUAGGUUAAAGCGUUUUUUACCUGGUCUGAUACACGAGGACCAAUCAAAAUUCUUCAAAUGGGCAAAGACAUUUUGGGAACAGAAUGGACUAUUAACUCUUUCUGUGAUCUCUGUUAUAACUGGAUGCCUUAUAGGAUUUUUACUUAGAAUUUUGGAACUCAGUGAUUUGGAAAAACAAUAUUUCUCCUUUCCAGGAGAACUGCUUAUGAGAAUGUUGAAGAUGUUAAUUCUCCCCCUUAUUACUUCUAGUCUCAUGUCUGGCCUUGCAACAAUGGAUUCUAAGGUGUGUGGGCGGAUGGGGCUCAUUACAAUCACAUACUACCUCUGGACCACAUUCAUGGCUGUUGCAGUUGGUAUCAUUUUGGUAAUAAGCAUUCAUCCUGGAGCUGCUGUGCAAAAGGAAGACCAUAUUGGAGGGAAACCCGUAUUGAGUUCUGCAGAUGCCUUGUUAGAUUUAAUAAGGAAUAUGUUUCCUGCAAACUUGAUAGAGUCAUCUUUCCAACAGUACAGAACUAUUCUUGUUCCAGUUUUGAAGAACCAAAAUGUUCCAAAGCUUUAUGGGAAACCAGUAAAUUAUGUUUAUUUAGUGCCAGAUGCUAAGAAUCCUGUAAUUCAUCAUCAAGUAGUUUUAGAAAUUACUCCAUCUCCAGAGGUCACCUACAAAACACUUCCUGGGACAAAUACAGAAAUGAAUGUCUUGGGAAUAGUCAUAUUCUCUGCUACAAUAGGUCUCCUGCUGGGUAAAAUGGGAGAAAGGGGAAUGCCCUUAGUUAAUGUGUGCCAAUGUCUGAAUGAAGCUGUGAUGAAAAUUGUUGCCAUGGCUGUUUGGUAUUUUCCAUUUGGAAUAAUUUUUCUAAUUGCUGGGAAGAUUUUAGAAAUGGAAGAUCCAUCAACGAUUGGGAGAAAGCUUGGGCUGUAUGCCAUAACAGUCAUGUCUGGUUUGAUUAUUCAUGGAGUGCUGCUUUUACCGCUCUUGUACCUUAUUAUUACUAAAAAGAACCCUUUUGCAUUCAUUAAAGGGAUACUUCAGGCUCUGCUUAUUGCAUUGGCCACUUCAUCAAGUUCAGCAACAUUACCAAUAACUCUGAAAUGCCUUUUGGAAAACAAUAAAAUAGACAGACGUGUAGCAAGAUUUGUUUUGCCAGUUGGUGCUACCAUCAAUAUGGAUGGCACUGCUCUUUAUGAAGCUGUUGCCGCUAUAUUUAUUGCACAAGUCAAUGAGUAUGAUCUGGAUUUAGGACAAAUCAUAACAAUAAGUAUAACUGCAACAGCAGCAAGCAUUGGUGCAGCAGGCAUACCCCAAUCUGGGCUGGUAACUAUGGUUAUUGUUUUGACAUCUGUCGGUCUCCCUACAGAUGACAUCACGUUGAUUGUUGCAGUCGACUGGGCUUUAGAUCGCUUCAGGACCAUGACCAAUGUUCUUGGAGAUGCACUAGCUGCAGGAGUCGUAGCACAUGUUUGUCGAGAAGACUUUGCAUCAUUUCCAGAAAAGCAAGAAACUAUUGUCAAUACAGAAGAACAAAACACAAAGGACAUACAUCUACAGCAUGUCGACUGCCACGUGAUGGAAAUGAUAGAAGAAUCAUUAUAUGAAAAAAGAAAAAUCCAAUUUAAUAUAUGUCAGGUUUAA